UCUUUAUAUAACCUUGAAAACCUUAUCCUACAAGUAAAAACCACACCACAAAAGCCUUUUAUCAAACAUGAGCAGAAAUCAUCCCUCAUUUCCUCUCAUCCUCUUGAUUUUGACUCUCCUCCUCCCCUCCAUUUCACGUCCCCAUCAUGCCCGAGCCACCGCCGACGUCAACAAUGACAGAAAAACCCUAGAAAUCAUCAUCGGCGGCGGCGGCGGCGGCGGUGAUGAAUCUCCGCCACCGUCUCCGGAACCCGAGAACUGCCCUUUGCCCCCGCCGCCGCCUCCUUGCCCUCCUCCUCCCCGGCCACCGCCACCGCCCAAGCCGUCACCACCGCCACCGGCACCGCCACGAGUGACUCGGCCGCAGCCUCCGCGACCGCCGCUGAGCCCAUUUAUCAGGAAAGCUAUUCCGGUGAUCCAGAGGUUUCGAGGGCUCAUCGAAUGUGAUCCAAAGGACAUAACCAGAACAUGGAAUGGUACGGAUGUUUGCGCAGAUGACAAAUACGUUGGUUUCGACUGUGCUAUUUAUCCAGGAACAAAGGAUCUCGCAGUCGCAAGCGUGAGAUUUAACGAGUUUAACUUCAGCGGCAAGAAUCUGCGUCUCGAUAACUUUCUCGACAAGUUAGAGGAAGUCACCAUCUUCCAUGCAAACUCGAACCAGUUCGUGGGUUCAGUUCCAAGAGUCGAGAACUUGAAGUACUUGUUCGAACUCGAUCUCAGUAACAACAAGCUGUCGGGAGAGUUCCCGAGCUCGGUUCUUCAAGCGAAGAACUUGACUUUCCUCGAUCUGAGAUUCAAUUCGCUUUCGGGUUCGGUUCCUCCUCAGGUUUUCAAUCUCGACGUCGACGUUUUGUUCAUCAACAACAACAAUCUCGUUCAGAGGUUGCCUGAUAAUCUCGGCUCCAUCACCGCUCUUUACCUCACUUUCGCCAACAACAGAUUCACGGGUCAGAUUCCCAGCAGCAUAGGCAAUAUCAAAUACCUACAAGAAGUCCUUUUCUUGAACAACGCAUUAACCGGUUGCUUACCGUACGAAAUCGGUAAACUAAACCAGGCAACGGUAUUCGAUGUCGGGUUUAACCAGUUAACCGGUCCAAUACCGUACUCCUUCGGUUGCUUAGGCAAGAUGGAACAGCUCAACUUGGCAAGAAACAAGUUCUACGGAGCCGUACCAGAGAUUGUCUGCGAUCUUCCUAGGAUCCAAAACUUGUCUUUAUCAUACAAUUACUUCACGCAGGUCGGUCCAAAAUGUCGGGAGCUAAUAAAGAAAAGGGUUCUCGAUGUUCGGAUGAAUUGCAUUCUCGACCUUCCGAAUCAACGAUCCCCCGAUGAUUGCGCAAAGUUCUUCAUGAGAAAAGAGUCGUGUCCAAACCCCGAAUCGGUAUUUUGGAUGCCUUGUAGCAAGAGCCCAUACCGUCUUAAACCCGGUAGAGGUAGUCCUCCCGGUUUACCUUCGCCGCCACCUUCGGUAUCUUACAAUGCUCUUAAUACGGACCGCGUUCGUAACCUCUAGUCAUUUUGUAAUGAGGAUUGUGAGAAGGCAAGUGUAAUUAAGUUGUCCACUCUGGUCGGUGAUUUGCAAGUGUUGAUCCAAGUUUCGGUAAUGAUAAGUUGAAAUAAUGUCACUUCUCUCGUCAAUUUACAUACAAUACGUCAUUGUAACUUUUAGUUGGUAGUUCAUAUUGUAAUCUUAA
This is a messenger RNA of Tarenaya hassleriana, 1694 nucleotides long. RefSeq lists its product as uncharacterized. The transcript has 2 exons. Bases 68 to 1513 code for a protein of 481 amino acids. The record is from RefSeq and is a predicted model, not a curated record. Gene Ontology annotation, molecular function: protein binding. NCBI's taxonomy places the organism in Eukaryota, Viridiplantae, Streptophyta, Magnoliopsida, Brassicales, Cleomaceae.